Molecule: messenger RNA, 1182 nt
Organism: Nicotiana tabacum (common tobacco)
Lineage: Eukaryota; Viridiplantae; Streptophyta; Magnoliopsida; Solanales; Solanaceae
Source: RefSeq, a predicted model, not a curated record
GUAAUGUAAUCCAUUCAAACACCUAAAGUCCUAAACAGAGUAAAUAUCAUUCAAACAUCUAAAUCCCCAAAACAGUGAUUCCCCAAAUCACUGUAAACCUUCUCUCUCUCUACACCUUCUCUCUCGUUCUCUCUAAACAGUGAUUCCCCUAAAUUACUGUAAUGUAAGACAUUUAUAUCCGUUAAUGAUUCUCCCAAAUCCUUUAACUUUUAUUUAAGGAGAUCAGAUAAUAACUUGUUUAAGGUAGCCAAGGAAUCUAAAACAACUGGUAAAGCUAUUGGGAUCGACAUCGAUAAAGUUGUAUUUGAUAGAUAUAGCUCUUGUCAGUUAACUUUAUCCUUUCUUUUGAGCUGCUUUCUUUUUUAAAGAUGAACAUCAAGUGAUAAAAUCUAUUAGGUUGAAAGUUCAGGAUAUCCAUAACUUGGAGAAUGAAUCGCGCAUAAUUAUAGAAUGUGAUGAGUUUGCUCAACCUAUUGGAAAAUCAGCCUGCAUUCUUGCAGGAUUUUGGGGGGGACUUGCUACAAUCCUCGCUACUUUCUAAUUGGCUUUGAGAGUUGGGAAUUAAUGCCUAAACCUUUUGUGCACCGUGUUGUUAAUGAUUUUGUAUUGUCUCGAUUUUUCUUUAGGAGUGAUCAUCAAAAGGUAAAAGGUUGGCUUAACAAUUCGCUUAACAAAAAGUGGAAGGAAUUCAGGCUUAAACUAUGGCAUGAGGCCGAGGAUCCAUUAUUGAGCAAAGAAGAUAUCAUUAAGAAUGCUCCAGAAGGCAUUCCCAUGGACCAAUGGGCAUUGUAUGUUAACUACCGGUUCAAAGGGGAAACAAAGAAAUUCUCCUAUUUUGACUCGUGGGCGCUUUGCUUGAGAAAUCAACGGAUUCGAGGACAACUAACACUUCCUCAUACUAGUGGUGCUAUGAGUCUGGCUAGAAGAAGGGAUUUGAUGAAGAAAAUGGGAAAAGAAGUUGAUCGAGGCAAAGUGUGGACCGAGACUCAUAAGAGGAAAGAUGGGAGUUAUGUAAAUGAUCAAGCUAGGGAGAUUGGGAUAAAUGUUAUUUAUGAAAUCUAAAAUCAUAAUACUAAUUCUCAAAUUCAAAAAUGUGCUUAAUAAAACCUACUCCUUCCGUUUCAAUUUAUGUGAACUCAUAUGACUGGGCACGGAGUUUAAGGAAAGAGAGAAGACUUUUGA